AUGAAGAGAUAUCAGCAACACACGCACGCAAGCUGGCACAAAGCCUACGCAGACAACCACGAUUGCCCAUGGUGUCUUGAGAACCCUUCUCUACGCGACAAUGUCGGCCCCCCAAGCCGACCGCAGUCUAAGCUGCGCACUCGGGUGCCAACUCGCAAUGGACACAGCAGGAUGGAGACUGCCUCGCCUAGUCUCUCUGUUCAUGCCCAGCAGCAGCCUAUGAAAUACGAACAAGAACAUCAAAAUGAAGAAGAGCACUAUGAACAUCAAUCGCUCCCUGAGGGCCAAGUCGCCGAUUCUCAGGUGGAAAGUCACACCCCCACCGCUGACUUUGCUGAUGAUGAUGCCGCGCAUUUUGAGAAUGACGUCGCUUCCCACGACGUGGAAGACGCUAGUCAUGUCAAUGAACAGGAGGGGCAGAGUUUGAAUGAGGUCGUGGACGAUAGUGUUCUUGGUGCAGACCGCCAGUUCUCUCCGGAGGUAUCCGAUGAUCGGACGACUUCUGAACAAUGA
Penicillium nucicola is the source of this 513-nucleotide messenger RNA. RefSeq lists its product as uncharacterized. The transcript has a single exon. The record is from RefSeq and is a predicted model, not a curated record. Bases 1 to 513 code for a protein of 170 amino acids. NCBI's taxonomy places the organism in Eukaryota, Fungi, Ascomycota, Eurotiomycetes, Eurotiales, Aspergillaceae.